AUGGAAAUAAUCCCAUCCUCGAUCCACCAACUUUCUCUCCUCCUCCUCGUCCUUUCAUCGACCGUCUCACUCCUCGCACGGCCAUCCACAGCCAACGACAGCAAUGUCCUUCUCACCGGCGAUGUUCUCCCCACCAACGGCCAGCUUUCCAACGGCGACGCCACAUUCGUCAUGCAAGGCGACUGCAACCUGGUCUUGUACAACAAGCGCCGUGGCUUCCAAUCCAACACCCAUGGCAAUGGCGACAAUUGCACGCUAGCACUCAACGACCUCGGCCAAUUGGUCAUCAAGGGCGCCAGCGGCUCCGCCGUCUGGAGCUCCACCCCCCGCGGCAACUACACGAGAGGAAAGUACGCCGCCGUCCUCCGACCCGACGGUGAAGUAGCCAUCUAUGGCCCUGCCGUUUGGUCCACGCCCAACUUCGGAUUCAGCGCCGCGCGGGGUGCUGUUUCUACUCGGGCGAUGGAGGUUCCGAUGGCGAACAACGUGCUGUUCUCGUCCCAGGUUCUCUACGACGACGCCCAGCUCACGACGAGGGAUUACAUCUUCACCAUGAGUGAGAACUGCAAUCUGGCCCUGGUUAAGAGGUCCAGAGGCAUCAUCUGGCAGAGUGGAACGAUUGAUGGAGGCGAGUACUGCUUCCUCAGGCUUGACCACCGAGGGCAGCUGGCCGUUGUAGACGACGAGUACAAGACGGUGUGGCGCAGCCAGCCAGCAUCCAAGGAUGGAGACUAUGUGCUUGUGGUCCAGAUCAAUGGACAAGCCGUCGUCUAUGGACCCGUCGUCUGGUCGACAGCUGCCUACGGCCACUGAUCUAUGAGCAUAAGUUAAAGUUGCUCGUUGCACGGAUGUGUCUCGUCUUUGUUUGUUUGUUUGUUUGUGAGGUAUCUCAUGUUUGACGAUUAAUAAAUUUUGGCUUGCUGCUGCCACCAGCCUGUACGAGCUUUAUUUCCAA
Molecule: messenger RNA, 955 nt
Organism: Phoenix dactylifera (date palm)
Lineage: Eukaryota; Viridiplantae; Streptophyta; Magnoliopsida; Arecales; Arecaceae
Source: RefSeq, a predicted model, not a curated record